UGCUGUGGAGACAGGAUAUUCAGCUGGGCACAAAUCCAAUGUGACUUUUGGAUGGACUGAUUGUCGUCAUGGCGCUCAAUGGGACACUGAAUGCACAUCAGAUUGAUGUUCUCUCUAAUGUGUACAUAGCGUUUCUUUCUCCAAGCUUAAUCGGGAGCUUUUCUGUCGUGGCGGUUUCCAUAUUUAGAUGGAGGCGUCUACAAGAGCAGGUACAUGUCCUCGUGCAGCUGGCGUUGGCGGACUUCCUGGCUGCUCUGAUCCUGAUGGGCACCAGCGUCAUGAAUAAAGUCACUAAUGACAGGAGCGUAGAAAUUUGUGAAUACAGCUUGCCUCUGUCUCUGACAUUUUAUUUCGUAUCCUUCCUGCUGGCGGUCGUUUACGCCUGGAAGUCGAAGAAUGCAAUUCAAGGAUGGAGAGAAUGUGGCGCAGAUGAUGAGGUUGUACAGAAUCGUUGCAGACGAACAAUAGCAGCUUUCCCUGUAUAUGUUUUUGUGUGGUUGAUCCCAAUUGCAAUGUACUUAGUAUAUAUGUUCACUGAUUUCAUAACAACUGCCACGGUGAUUCCACCCAGUGAUAGAUCACUGACCGCCUCAGACAAAGACGACAGCACGUACUGCACCAGCUGUAUUCUCUUCUUGCACGUCUGGAAGGAUUCCUGCUCAGGUCCUGAGAGAAUCCAUGAUGAUUUCAUCAAAGCUUUUCUUUUCAUCGCGGUGAUACCUGUGAUGGUACUUUGCGCUGUCAUUUACUAUAAGGUUGGUAAAUGGUAUAAAAGAAAGACGACUGCGCAGCUGGAGCUUUAUGCCCCGGAAGGAGAUGGGCUUUCAACACGGAGAUUUAAUAUUAUGUUUUCUACAGCGAGGAACAUGGUGAUGGUCAUCAUAUUCUGUUGGGCACCAGUUCUUGUCCUCAUUGUGAUGACCUGGACAAGCAUUGAACAGCACAGCUAUUUUGGCCUUUACAUACUACAGGCUAUCUGCGUGUCCAUACAAGGAUUUCUGAACAGUAUGGUUUACGCCUGGAGACGGCCAAACUUCACAGAUGCUGUUCUCGGGGAGACCAGACGCCUGUUGCAACAUAAUCAACCCUACUUUGAAGAGUCACUAAGGCCCUCCUUGACUAGUGACUCGGAGCACACAGCAGGAUGUUGUUGCUUCAGAACAUACUGGCCUCAGGAAGACUGAUCCAAUGCUUGCACACUUUAAAACUUAAUGACAUUUAAGAUUGAAACACAAAAUGCCUUCAUUUGUGGAUUGAAAAUGAAAAGAAAGAAAAAAAUUAAGAAACACAACAAAGACUAUCUGAACAAACAACUGAGUGUUUAGAUUGCAGCUGCUGAUUUGUCAUGUAUUAAACAAAGUCAUAUUAGCAUAUUGUAGCAUAUAUAUGGUGUCAAAAGUCCUCUGGAUCAACUGUAGAAUUUUGUUUUAUUUCUACAUUUGCUGUUAGAGUACUGUUUUAGGAAAGAUUUAAAUUAUGUUAUGCAUGUAAGACUUUUGGAUGUCUGUGUGUCUAUAUUUUAUCACAGUUUUUUUGCUUGUUUUAUUUAAAGUAGUGUGCUUUAAAACCACUCAUUUUAUUAGUGUUUUGAUAUUUCACCAUCCUUCAGAACUCAAAAUUUGUCAAACCUGCUGGGCUUGAGUUCUUUGCAGUCACUUUUAUGUCAUCUCAGAGGUACAUUUCCCCAACAAUAUAGAGUUCAGUCUCUGAAGUCUACAGGUGUUCAAGCACUGAGGAAUGCUGAGUUGGUGUAUGCAACAAAGAGAACAGAAUGUCUCUUAGGUAAUGCUUGUGUCCUACCACAACUGUUAAAGUGAAAUCAAAGUCAUCAAAAAAUCGAUUCUGUUUGAACGACUGAGGUCACAUACAAGGCAUAUCUGAUAUAAGUCGUGAGGAAAAGGUUUACAUACACUUGUAAAAACCUGGGCAUAUCAGGGCAGUCUUGUAUCCACUGAUUCCUACAGCUUUUAAUUUUCUAUGAUGUAAUGACUGAAACCUGUACAUCUUUGUCACAAUAAACAAUCAUGCAUUUAAA
Molecule: messenger RNA, 2035 nt
Organism: Acanthochromis polyacanthus (spiny chromis)
Lineage: Eukaryota; Metazoa; Chordata; Actinopteri; Pomacentridae
Exons: 12
Coding region: 69-1184 (371 amino acids)
Biological process (GO): adenylate cyclase-activating G protein-coupled receptor signaling pathway
Cellular component (GO): plasma membrane
Molecular function (GO): G protein-coupled receptor activity
Source: RefSeq, a predicted model, not a curated record